AAAUUGUGCUUGCAACUCUCUCCAAAAAUAAAGGCAAGAGGCAAGUAGGACUAAAAACGUUUCAUUCAACAACAUUCCACUUAUUAAAAAAUAAUUUAAAAAUAUUAAAUUAUAAUUUUUUUGGGGUGGGUUUUGUACUUUACUGUAUCUUUUUUAUGAUUUAUUUCUGACAAACAGGUGAGGACAUUGAGCCACUGGUCUUUAAUUUCAGUAUCUGCAGCCACUCCAUUAAUGUGGACAUGAAAGAGAAAGAGAAGAAACAGAGGGGCGAAUGUCAGCACCAUGGACAGCUCCAUCCUGCAGCCCCUGUGUCUCUCUACCAGCUGAGGGGUGGAGGCAGACGGCUGUUCUGUAGCGAGAAAGAGAGGAACAAAGCGAGUUUAAAAUGAGCCGGAGAGUGAGUCUCGAUCAGCUGCAGCAGGCUUGAAUCUUCAGAAUGCCCAUGGAGCAUGAUGUGGAAAGUCCAGCCAUCAUCAGACAGCCCAAGUUGCCAAAGCAGGCCCGCGAGGACCUGCCUAAACAGCUGGCAGAAAUGGACAGGUCCAAGAAGAUCCAGAGGUAUGUCCAGAAAGACGGCAAGUGCAACGUCCAUCACGGGAACGUUCGGGAGACGUACCGUUACCUGACAGACAUAUUCACCACACUGGUGGACCUCAAGUGGAGGUUCAACCUCUUCAUCUUCGUGCUGGUCUACACGGUCACAUGGCUGUUCUUCGGCUUCAUGUGGUGGCUCAUCGCCUACCUCCGAGGUGAUCUGGACCAUUUGGCAGACAAUCAGUGGACUCCGUGUGUUAACAACCUCAACGGGUUCGUAUCAGCGUUUCUGUUCUCCAUUGAGACGGAGACCACCAUUGGUUAUGGAUAUAGAGUCAUCACGGACAAAUGCCCUGAGGGAAUACUUCUACUUUUGAUCCAGUCGGUGCUGGGAUCUAUAGUAAACGCCUUCAUGGUGGGGUGCAUGUUUGUUAAGAUCUCGCAGCCGAAGAAGCGAGCUGAGACACUAGUGUUUUCCACUAACGCUGUCAUCUCCAUGAGAGACGGACGAUUGUGCCUGAUGUUCCGGGUGGGAGAUCUUCGGAACUCGCACAUCGUCGAGGCGUCAAUCAGGGCCAAGCUCAUCAAGUCUAAGCAGACCAAGGAAGGGGAGUUCAUCCCUUUAAACCAGACGGACAUAAAUGUGGGCUACAACACAGGAGAUGACAGACUUUUCCUGGUGUCGCCGCUCAUCAUCUGCCAUGAGAUAAAUCAGCACAGCCCCUUCUGGGACAUUUCACAAGCUUACCUGGCCAAGGAGGAGCUGGAAAUUGUUGUGAUACUGGAGGGAAUGGUGGAAGCCACAGGAAUGACCUGCCAGGCGAGGAGUUCAUAUGUCAGCAGUGAGAUCAAGUGGGGCUACCGCUUCACACCAGUCCUGACUCUGGAGGAUGGCUUCUAUGAGGUCGACUACAACAGCUUCCACGACAUCUACGAAACCGACACGCCGACCUGCAGUGCCAAAGAGCUUGCUGAUAUGACGAACCGUGCACGCUUGCCCCUGACCUGGUCUCUGGCCAGUAAGCUGAGUCAGCAAGGACUGCCAGAGUCUGAGCAGGAGGGUCAGGAGACCAAGAGCAACCCAGACAAACAGGUAAAGACCCAGCAGACUGAAAGAAAUGGGGACAUUGCCAAUAUUGAAAAUGAGUCCAAAGUUUAGGUAAGUUAAGGAUCCAUGGGGGGGGGGGUACUACUGUAGCCCUCUCAGGCUUACAGCAGAGCACAGAGGAGAGUGCAAGUUACAAGAUCCAGUGAGAAGCACAGACCUGCAAGAACCACUUCAUCUCAGUGACGCACUGACCCCUAAAACAACAAGAAAACAAGAAGACAUGUGGACCACCGCUGAACUGGAAAGCGUCUGUGGCAAGUGCAUGAUUCAAAAACGAUGAUGCGAUGUCCUCCUGAUGAGAUUCCUAUUAUUUUUUCUAUUAAAAAUAUUCCUAGGGGCAUUUGCAUAAGUAUUUUUGUACAUACUAUCUAUUGUUUUCAAUUUUUUUGUUUUGUUUUGUGGGAAUAUUGGAUAAACGUUUGAUACUGAUUCCUUUAGGUUAGUACAGUAUAUAUUCUAUGCCUUACUGUAUGUAAAAAAACACUUUUUUUCAGAAUUAUAUAAGCAUGUAGAAACUUUAUCAGUUAAUUUAUCUUGUAUUAUGUACAUACUGUAUGAUGACAAUGUUAACAGAAGAAACUGACAUCACCAUGGAUGCAAACUCUAGUUUAGACCAAUGACUAAAUUCCUCCCCAUUCCUGGAAAAGCCAUGAAUUGCUGUUUGCAGCGCAAUGGCAUUACACAAUGGCCCUUUAAAACUACAUAAGUCACUUUUGCACAAUAGAGACCUCUAGUGGAGAGGACUUGUCCCUACACCAGUCUCGGUAAAUCUUGCGCGGCAUCAAAAUAACGAACACAAAUAAACAGUAAAUU
Molecule: messenger RNA, 2455 nt
Organism: Cynoglossus semilaevis (tongue sole)
Lineage: Eukaryota; Metazoa; Chordata; Actinopteri; Pleuronectiformes; Cynoglossidae
Product: G protein-activated inward rectifier potassium channel 2-like
Exons: 5
Coding region: 437-1693 (418 amino acids)
Biological process (GO): potassium ion import across plasma membrane; regulation of monoatomic ion transmembrane transport
Cellular component (GO): plasma membrane
Molecular function (GO): G-protein activated inward rectifier potassium channel activity
Source: RefSeq, a predicted model, not a curated record